Messenger RNA from Tachyglossus aculeatus (Australian echidna), 1075 nucleotides. RefSeq names its product N-acetylglucosamine kinase (gene NAGK). NCBI's taxonomy places the organism in Eukaryota, Metazoa, Chordata, Mammalia, Monotremata, Tachyglossidae. The transcript has 10 exons. Gene Ontology annotation, molecular function: N-acetylglucosamine kinase activity. The coding region runs from base 22 to 1059 and encodes 345 amino acids. The record is from RefSeq and is a predicted model, not a curated record.
AGCGGUUCGCAGAGGAGCAGCAUGGCCCUGCUCUACGGGGGCGUGGAGGGCGGGGGGACCUGUUCCAAGGUGCUCCUUCUGACCGAAGAUGGGCAGGUGGUGGCUGAGGUGGACGGGCCGAGCACCAACCACUGGCUGGUCGGCGUGGACGCGUGCUUAGAGAGGAUCAACAACAUGGUCAGUGAGGCCAAAGGGAAAGCUGGAGUGGACUCUUCCGUGCCGCUGCGUUCACUGGGUCUCUCGCUGAGUGGCGGGGAGCAGGCAGAGGCCGUGAAGAUGCUGACGGAACAGCUGCACUCCCGCUUCCCCCAACUGAGCCAGAGCCACCACAUCACCACAGAUGCCGCGGGGGCCAUCGCCACGGCCACCGCUAACGGUGGAGUGGUGCUCAUCUCGGGGACGGGCUCCAACUGUCGACUGAUCAACCCCGACGGCUCGGAAAGCGGCUGCGGAGGCUGGGGCCACAUGAUAGGCGAUGAGGGGUCAGCGUACUGGAUCGCUCACCUGGGGGUGAAGACCAUCUUCGACACCCUGGACCACUUGGAUGUCACCCCUUCCCAUGACAUCGGCUUCGUGCAGCAGGCCAUGUUUGACUACUUCCAGGUGACCAACCGCACGGGGCUCCUUACCCAUCUCUACCGGACCUUUGAGAAGUCCAAAUUUGCCGGGUUCUGCCGGAAGCUCGCAGAAGGCGCUGCGCAGGGAGACCCCCUGUGCCGCCACCUCUUCGCCAGGGCUGGAGAGGCACUGGCUCGCCACGUGGUCGCGGUGCUGCCGAAGAUCGACAGGGUCCUCUUCCAGGGUAGCCUUGGGCUCCCGGUGCUGUGUGUGGGCUCUGUGUGGAACAGCUGGGAGCUGAUGAAGGAAGGCUUCAUUGGGGCCCUGGCCCGGGGCCGGGCUGCUCAUCCCGAGCUCCCCUUCUCCCGCUUCAGCCUGCUCAAGUUGAGACACUCCUCUGCCCUCGGGGGUGCCAGCCUGGGGGCCCGCCGUAUUGGCCAGCUGCUGCCCCUGGACCACGCUGCCAACGCUGAAGCCUUCUUCACUCACGACUUUUCCUAAGGGGGCGGGAGAAGCA